This is a messenger RNA of Andrographis paniculata, 2825 nucleotides long. Its product is annotated as probable E3 ubiquitin-protein ligase RHG1A. Gene Ontology annotation, molecular function: ubiquitin protein ligase activity. NCBI's taxonomy places the organism in Eukaryota, Viridiplantae, Streptophyta, Magnoliopsida, Lamiales, Acanthaceae. The transcript is spliced from 6 exons. Bases 465 to 2603 code for a protein of 712 amino acids. The record is from RefSeq and is a predicted model, not a curated record.
CCAACUCACCAAAAUUUCUUUGAUACCACACACGCACAAGCCACCAAUUUUUAUUUCAUUCCCAUCUAGCUAUUCUCUCCUCAUCCCAUUUUGAAUCUCUCCUUUUUAUUUCUGCUUCUCUUUCUCUCUCUAGGUAUUCCCGUCUGAAAGGGGUGGUGGUGUGUUCACAUCUGCCGUGUUUUGUUUGUUCUUUCAUUUCUUCGUCGAAGGAGAGAGGAAAGAAGGGUAUCAUAUAUUGGAAACGUGAAGAGAGUUCUUGAUCGGCUCUGCAAUUCUUAUUUGGAGAGAUUCAAUUUUAUUUUAUUUUUGGUUUUGGAAAUAAAAAAUCUGCUUUUCCAAUUUUGCUCUUGUUCUUGAAAGUGUUUGACUUAGAUCCGUUGCUGUUUCUCCUGCUCAUUAACAGAUUUUCUGAAGAUCAAAACUGCUGGUAUCUUACAAACAUUUGGUAAAUUCAAUCAGCCCUAAUGCAAGGGCAAAGGAGUUCCGUCACUACAUUGUCUGAAAACAUAAGCUUUGAGCACGGGUCUGAGUCAGGCGAUGCCGGCCCAGAAGCCCAAAUUUCAUGGAACAGUAUGCAGAGUUUGGGACAAAGUCGGCUGCCAGAGUACAGGAUGCCAUCCUCAAACGAGACAAAUAUUCCAUAUUUACAACAUGUAAUGAGAGAGGGGCGGAAUCCCGAUUGGAGUGUAGGCGAGAGUAGCUCCGGUGCUGCUCGCCAUCUUGGCGGCCAAAAUGAAAGAAAACCAGAACAUACAUGGGCUUUCCGCUCCCGAGGUGCUCUCACCUUCGAAGAACCACAAUAUGAGCCGUCGAGUAUUCUUUCAUUGGAUAAUGUUGACAUAAAUACAAAUGGCAAUCAUAGUACAAACGGAUCAUUUGUUUUGCAGAGUUCUGGCUCAGAUGUCCUUCCUCACGAUCUUAACGUGAGUUCAGACAUUGGUGAUCAAGACCGCCCUGCUGCAUAUCUAUCUGUUGGACCAUCUUCUUCACAUCUGCGACCUACCGGUAGCUCUUCUGGUCCCUUCAAUGGUGCUUCGGUAUCCUUAAACAGCGAGAAUGAAGGCAGGUCAGAUUGUUCCUUGGAUGGUCGCCGAAUGUCUUGUAAGAGAAAAGCACUUGAAGGACACAUCGGACAAUCUUCCGGAGCAGGAAGUUCAAAUUCUAUCCACAAUCAAUGGCAUACUCUACCAGCUGCUCAGAUUUCUGGUAGCAACCUUUCUAUGCCAAUUCCAGUCGGCGACAACAUUAUCAUGAACAAUAUGUCCGAACAGGCUAAUCCGAGACUGAGGCUUGGUGUCGGAGGAGGUGUCUCUGCAAGUCCCUUCUCUUUGACGCCAUCUUCCGGAAGUCCGGUCAAUCAAAGAAACUUCCGCCUGCGCAUUAAUGGCUUACACCAGCAGGAUCCUAUACCAGAAAAUCCAUCUUCAACAGAUAACAAUGGAAAUGCAAAUGCAGAUGCUCCCUCUUCUCGCCAUUCUUCAAGAUUAGCUCUUAACAACCGACUGUUUGAGCUGAAUCCGCCCCCGCCAAUGGAAAAUGUGAACCUUCACGGGCAAUCUGUUCUUCUUCCUGUUGCUCCUUUGCGCCGAAGCAAUCAAUCCAGGUGGACUACAAUGUCGACGAUGAGGGCUAGCAGUUCUUCUGUCCCUGCUAUUUCUGAACAUUAUUUAGAUCCUACCGCAAGGAAUGCUCCCAGAAACAUUUCUGAACAUCCGCUGUUUAUUCCAGCUAGUGAGACUGGAAGUUCAUCCCAAAAUCCUACGAAUUGGAGCUUGCCUGGUGGUAAUAACAGCAUUGCUGGAAACAUUGAAUCUACUUCUCAGGUGGGCGGCACUAUCGCGGGGGCAGGUUCUUCUGCACCUAAUUGGGCCCAUCGAAAUUCUCAGCGACGGAUUUCGGAAUUCGUUCGAAGAUCACUUUUGUCCUCUGCUGGUGCUGGUCCUGGAGGUCAUAGAAGCCACCGUGCUGUGCAGGCAAGCGGUGCUGCCUCUCACGAGGCGGCGGCGGCGGCACUUCCUCCUGGACCUGAUUAUCAUCGUCAUAGAGCUUCGAGCUCGAGGGCUGCUGCUUUGUUAGGUAGACAUCAUGAUGGUGCUUUAGGAGUACCUUAUUCGUUGAGAGCUUUGGCUGCUGCAAACGAAGGGAGAGGCGGUAUAAUGUCUGAGCAGAUCUGCCAUGUCUUGGAUCUCAUGAGAAGAGGGGAGGGGCUGAGAUUGGAGGACGUGAUGAUUCUCGAUCACCCUGCCUUCUUUGGGAUGGCUGCGGAUAUGCACGAUCGACACCGGGACAUGCGGAUGGACGUCGAUAACAUGUCAUACGAGGAGUUGUUAGCGCUGGAGGAGCGCAUCGGCAAUGUCUGCACGGGCCUGACCGAAGAAACCAUAAUGAGCCAUUUGAAGCAGCAGAAAUACCUCAACAGUCGCAGACCAGAUCCUCAAAUUGAGACUGAGCCCUGCAGCAUCUGUCGUGAAGAAUACAACAACGGCGAAAAUGUCGGGGUACUCAAUUGCGGCCACGAUUUCCAUACCGAAUGCAUCAAACAAUGGCUGAUGCACAAAAACUUGUGCCCCAUUUGCAAAGCAACUGGCUUAACGACACCGUGAGCCCCCUCGCCUCCCCUCGCCACCUUGGACGAUCCCAACAACCCCGAAGACAUUCAAAGAAAGAUCGGCCAAGUUAUAAUAUUCUUACCUAAGUCGUCUUCUUCAUCUUCUUCUACCUUGAAAAAGGGUAAAGAAUUACUGUGAAAUUAUUUUCAGUCAACAAAACCAUAUUACUCGAUGCUUCUUUCAACACUCGAAUCAUUUAUUCAUCACAUUUGACAA